CUUUCAAGUAAAUGGUUGGCUAGGCAACUUAAAAAGGGGAGAAACAUCUCUUUGAAAACAUGGCUCAAGGGCAGUAAACAACUCGCAGACAGUUUCUGUUCCUUGUUUUAUGCCUGAUCUCAUCUUUAGAUGUGGAACAGGACUUUAGUAGAGCCACUCUGUUCCUAAGCUCCACACGGAAAGAACAGUCGAGUUAUGGUGAGAAGAGACUCAGGUCGGAUGACAGGAACAGGGAUUUACAAGUCUAUAUUCAACUCUGCAACUGUUUCAAACACUUUGGGAAAUCCCCCUCACUCUUGAGCUCACUAACCCGAGGCCGUCUGGAAACCAUGCGAUUGUGCAAACAAAGCUGGCGCCAGCUGUCUUUGAAGCUCUCCGUUGCACUGGGCUCACUGUGGAUGCUGUUCAUGGUCCUUCAGCUGCAGUCACCCUUGUCUACUGACCUAAUCCAAAGUAACCACUGGUUGGAGUACAGGGAUUAUGACUUUGGCCCUGAGAGAGUGUGCAACUGCUCAGCAAUCCAGGAGGGAAACACAGAGGCGCUGCUGGAAGCCAAACUAUUAACCAUCACAAAAGAGUUCCAGAAAAAUAUUCAGAUCCCUGAUGAGUAUUACGUUAAUGAAACCAAGGACUGCAUGAAAUUCAAGUCAAAGAUGAAAUACAUAACAUUUGCCCUUAGCAAAGAAGAAGAAGACUUUCCUCUGGCUUACUCUAUAGUUGUUCAUCACAAAGUGCAGAACUUUGAACGACUGCUACGAGCCAUCUACGCACCUCAGAACAUUUAUUGUAUUCAUGUGGACAAAAAAUCCCAGCCCUCUGUAAAAGCUGCCAUUACCAGCAUCGUGUCCUGUUUCCCCAAUGUCUUCAUGGUCGGACAGGCUGUGAGUGUGGUUUACGCUGGGUGGCCUCGUGUCCAAGCUGACCUCAACUGCAUGGCUGACCUCUAUGAACGCAGUGCAGAGUGGAAAUACUUCAUCAACCUCUGCGGACAAGACUUCCCUCUAAAAACCAACUUGGAAAUGGUAAGAAUGCUUCGCUCGCUGAAGGGUGGCAACAGCAUGGAGUCCGAAGAUAUGCCUGAAGGGAAGAAGUGGAGGAUAUCAAUAGUUCACCAGAUUGUUAAUGGGACAAUCAAGUCGACAGGAAAGUCGAAGAGUCCGCCUCCCUUCAAUUUCCCCAUUAAGUCAGGAAACGCCUACAUCGUGGUAACGCGGGGCUACAUCCAGAGUGUUUUGAAAGACACCCGAGUACAAGCUCUUAUCGAGUGGUCCAAAGACACCUACAGUCCUGAUGAGUUCCUGUGGGCGACCAUUCAACGAAUCCCUGGUGUGCCUGGCUCGACGAGACCCCACUCUAAGUACGACCAGACGGACAUUAAUGCCAUUGCACGACUAGUGAAGUGGAUGUGGCAUGAGGGAGCACCGGAUUCAGCAGUGUAUCCUGAGUGUCAGGGCAGCCACGUACGGUCAAUUUGUGUAUACGGAGCUGGGGACGUACAAUGGCUGCUGGAGAACCACCACCUAUUUGCCAACAAAUUUGAUGUGUGCACAGAUCCCAUUCCUGUCUUCUGCUUGGAGAAACAUCUCAGACAGAAAGCUCUGGCUGAAUCAGAAAGAUAAAAAUUUUUCUGGUCUUAAUAGAUGACUUAAGACAAGAUGAUCUAAUACAACCUGGAACAUAUCUUAAAUUUUUAGCUGCAACAGGGAGGGGAAGUAUUCAUAUUUUGGGGCCACUAUGGCUCAGAGGUAGAAAUUCAUCCUGUAACCAGUGGGUUGCUGGUUUGAACCCCAGCUCUGUGUCUUUCAGUCAUGUUCUUCUUCUGCCUUACCUGCUGCUGGUGGUCUGACUAAGGGCCUGGUGGCGCUGAUUGUAUGCCAGCCAUGCCUUCUAAAUGUUGCAUCCCUCUUAAAUAUUCUAAAUAAAUAUCUGAAUAUUGAACAAAGCAUAUUUCUG
Messenger RNA from Poecilia latipinna (sailfin molly), 1953 nucleotides. RefSeq names its product glucosaminyl (N-acetyl) transferase 1. NCBI's taxonomy places the organism in Eukaryota, Metazoa, Chordata, Actinopteri, Cyprinodontiformes, Poeciliidae. Gene Ontology annotation, molecular function: beta-1,3-galactosyl-O-glycosyl-glycoprotein beta-1,6-N-acetylglucosaminyltransferase activity. The transcript has 6 exons. Gene Ontology annotation, cellular component: membrane. Bases 330 to 1619 code for a protein of 429 amino acids. The record is from RefSeq and is a predicted model, not a curated record.